ACGUGACUACGUAAGGCGCAGCUCUGCUUUGAACGACCCGAUGACUAGGGUCGUGUGACAAUGUCCAUGGCUUUUAUGAGAACAUUUCCCCCACUGUGGCCAGCUGUCAGCGAAUCCUCCAUAUUUGAUGACCAGUUUGAAUUAGCCUUUAAUGAACAACGAGUAAUCAUGCGAACGCCCGCCUCUACGACAUCAAAUGAUUUGCGCAGACUACCGGUAAUGACUGGUGUGGCAGUUCAACAGACACAAAUGAACGAAAGAGGCAGUUUGCCGAUGAUGAAGAAGAAACGUGAACCUGACGGACGCGGUUUCCGUGGUGUGUAUUCUGAAAAAUGGAUGCCGUUUAUAGUGAAAGGUGAUGGUGGUUUUUUCCUCAGGACAAAUCAAACUCGUCGAGACAGCAGAACAUCCCAAAGAGUUUCAUGUCCAACUUCUAGACGAUGGAGUAAUCUUGAAACAUCACAAGCAACAAAAGGAUCAAAACGGGCCUGUAUUCUGAGCUCAGUGGAGACAUGGCAAGGUGCAGACGAGAAAGCAUAUUCAGUUAUUGGAGCGACUGCUCAGGGUGACUCGUCUAGCACCACAAACCGUCGGCUGACACUCUACAGCACUGAAUGUGUUUCGCUACCUGAAGGCUGUUUCGAGAUUUGGAGGAGCGUAGAACGGACACGAGCUCCUGCGAGUCCGGAAAAUCGGCAGCAAGCUUUACUUUGCCUGAGGCGAUCUUUUUCAAUGGUUCCAGCUAUCGAUUCCUGGACAAAUGUGGGCUUAACAGUGCUCCUCCAAAAGUCUUCGGUCCUACAACAAGUAACUAAAACCUGUAUGUCCAGUAACUGGUCCUUGUGCGAGGGUUGCUGUUUAGCCGAGCCUUGCCCGGUAACUGCAGAUGUGAUUAUGGCUGAUCUAAGGAACAAUGUACUUCAUAACAACUUCCCAAGGGAACAGAACAUUACAAAGGUACAAUCCGUUGGUUGCUCAUUGACCCUUCGCGUGUUGUUUCCGGAACAAUCAUCCGAACUCAUGGAGUGCGCUAGGCCUGCUUCUGUCAACCCCGCUUGUUCGGACAGAAACGUUUCACCACAAGGAGCUGGGGAUAGUCCCACUGACACACAAGUAACUAGCAUAUUCAGCAAGACCUUCACUUCUUCUGUUUCUUUGCCACUGUCAAAAACACCGGACACUUCGAAUGGGUAUAAUAAAAAUAUGCAAACAACUUUGGUGUACUACGAUGACAGCGACUAUGAUGUCUCAGACUGUGAAUAUCAAGAACAUUGGGAAGUGUCGGAACUGGUUAACAAGGAAUCCGCGACACCGGACAGUGUUUGGGAAUGGGAGCAGUUGCACAGUACGCGGUCAGCCCCCAAUUACGAACAUAAGAAUACUUCCUUCACGACACCUUGCCAAACAAUCAUUCUAUUGGAAAUUUUAUAAUAUGUUUUGAAUUUACCUGGAGCAUUGCUUUUGUCUAAAACUGUGGCGCGACAAACUUUUUAUCUGAGUUCGCCGUCUGCUAACAUGGACCAUGACUUCCUGUAUCCUAUUACGUCGUCUCAUUUGCAUGCACAAUAAAA
Molecule: messenger RNA, 1571 nt
Organism: Opisthorchis viverrini
Lineage: Eukaryota; Metazoa; Platyhelminthes; Trematoda; Opisthorchiida; Opisthorchiidae
Exons: 7
Coding region: 61-1431 (456 amino acids)
Source: RefSeq, a predicted model, not a curated record